AGUUCGAAGAAUUGAAUGAACACAUCUUCAUCGGACACAUAUAUUGGUGUAGUCGGCCACACACACGCACACACGGUGGUUUUAAAUUCGUUUGAACGUAUAUACACGAAAAUAUUCUUCUUUGUCUAUCUCUUUCUUAACUCGAUUGGAGUUAUUUCAACGUCAACAUCGUCUCUUUCUCGAUCGUGUUACAUUUCGAUUCGAGCACACGUUGCACAAUAAUACACGUUUUGACGCAAGUCUGGCUCCGGCUCUCACACAGCGUGUACGGUUCGGAAUCCAGAAAUCCACUGACGAUUGCAAUACCUCCAACAAAUAACUGUUUUCGAAUAAUAAAAGGUCGAAAGUUUACAAUUUUGAGUAAUUCAAUUAAGUAGAUGGCGCCAUCUUAACUUUAUAUUUAGGAAUCAGCUGAUCGAGUGAAAUAUUAAUGCUUAUGUACUCUCAGUUGACUACCAUUUCAUUUGACUGUUUUCAACGAAAAGCUGUCAUUCAUUGGAUCAUAAACAGAAAAACAAACGAGGUUUAAACGAACCCGAUCUAUCGUAAUAACUAUGUUCGGUCGUGUGUUUAUGUCAAAUUUUCGUAAUAUUUCGCUUCUAUCGAGGGUAUGGAAUGGACCCAACAGGGCAUUGGCUGGUAGAAAUGCUGAACAAAAAAUGAUAUCAAUUCUAAGAAACAAAUUUCCUCAAGCUAAACUUAUAGAAGUUAAUGAUGUCUCAGGAGGAUGUGGUGCAAUGUUUGAAAUAAAUGUUAUUGCACCAGAAUUCAAAGGAUUGAACACUAUUAAGCAGCAUCGAUUAAUUAAUGAUGCCCUUAAAGAAGAGAUUAAGGAUAUGCAUGGAGUAAGAAUAUAUACAAGCGUUCCUGAAGCUUAGAUUAUUUGUAAUUUUUUACGAAACUAUUUCUUAUAUCAUGUAAAUGUAUGACUGAACUGUAUAAAGUCUUGUAAAUUUUGCAUAUAAAUAUUCAUAUAUACAUCUAGCAAUAUUUAUUUGUAUUCACAUAUAUAUAAAAUUCAAUGUUUAUUUAAAGGAUUUUAAUAAUAUGAAUCAUCUAUAUGCAUAAUAGAAAUGUGUACAAUAAAUGACUAACAUAAUUAAAUAGA
This is a messenger RNA of Bombus impatiens (common eastern bumble bee), 1108 nucleotides long. Its product is annotated as bolA-like protein 3. Bases 555 to 878 code for a protein of 107 amino acids. The record is from RefSeq and is a predicted model, not a curated record. NCBI's taxonomy places the organism in Eukaryota, Metazoa, Arthropoda, Insecta, Hymenoptera, Apidae. The transcript has 5 exons.